Syngnathoides biaculeatus (alligator pipefish) is the source of this 1421-nucleotide messenger RNA. RefSeq names its product neurogenic differentiation factor 2-like. The record is from RefSeq and is a predicted model, not a curated record. Gene Ontology annotation, molecular function: protein dimerization activity. The transcript is spliced from 2 exons. The coding region runs from base 89 to 1198 and encodes 369 amino acids. NCBI's taxonomy places the organism in Eukaryota, Metazoa, Chordata, Actinopteri, Syngnathiformes, Syngnathidae.
GGCAGGCAGGCGCACCACACGGCAGCCUCAUCUUCGCCCGGCACGACGCGACGUCGACAUGCUGUAAACAAACUCCAGCCAGGUGACAAUGUUGAGCCGUCUCUUCAGUGAGGUUCUGCCGGACGUCCAGAGGCUCGCGGCGGACUGGGCCGACGACCCGGACGGCGAGCUGCAGGCCAAGAUGAAGGCCGAACGCGGAGGGCACCUCGGCGGCGAGGACGAGCUGGAGGAGGCGCGCGGAGGAGACGGCAGCAGCCGGGCCGAGUCCGAAAUGGCAGACGACGACGAGGAGGAGGAAGAGGAGGACGACUACGACGAGGAUGAUGGUGCUGCGGGGGGCGGGGACGAGGAGCGGACCGGGGACAAGUCCUCCAAAAAGCGAGGACCCAAGAAGCGCAAGACGAGCGCGGCCCGCGUGGAGCGCUCCAAAGUGCGCCGCGUGAAGGCCAACGCCCGGGAGCGGACGCGCAUGCACGACCUGAACUCUGCGCUGGACAACCUGCGCAAGGUGGUCCCCUGCUACUCCAAGACCCAGAAGCUGUCCAAGAUCGAGACGCUGCGCCUGGCCAAGAACUACAUCCUGGCGCUGGGCGAGAUCCUGCGCCACGGCAAGCGGCCGGACCUGGUCAGCUACGUGCAGAUGCUGUGCAAGGGCCUCUCGCAGCCCACCACCAACCUGGUGGCCGGCUGCCUGCAGCUCAACACCCGCAACUUCCUCGGCGACCCGGACGCGGCGCGCUUCCACGUGCCGGGCUCGCCCUUCCCCCUGCACCCGUACUCCGCGUCGUCGGCGCCGUACCGCUGCCGCCUCGCCAGCCCCGACUACCGGGCCCCCGGGGGCGCAGGGCCCCUGAACCCGCGCGGCCACUCGUACGGCUCCUGCUUCGAGCCCGCGUACCCUCCGGGGGCCGCGUCCCCGGACUACCGCCAGAGUCCGGACUACGAGAGCCAGCGCAGCCCGCGGGGAUGCUCGGCCGCGGGCUCGGGUGCAGGCGGGUCCGGCAAGCAGCUGGAGCUCGACGCCGAUCGGAACUAUCACUACUCGUCUAUGCAUUACUCCAGAGCCGGGCGCGCUGUGACGUUCGGCCCCGCGGGGGCGCGCGGCGGGGGCGGGGGCGCGCACUCCGAGAACAUCCCCCCCUUCCACGAGGGCGCGGUGGGCCACUAUGAGGACAUCAGCGCCUUUUUCCACAACUGACUGACAAUCCCGAUCGCCUCUUGCGAUCCUAUCACGUGCUCAUCGGCGGCGGCGUGCAAAACGAAGACGAAAUAAGCAAAUUAAAAGUCAUUUAUAAUUGUCUGACGUCUUCUGCACCAGUGCACUCACUCACCUUCCCAUAAAAUAAUUUUCAUCAAUUAAAGUGAUAUCAUUUAAAAUGACUUGCAAAUGAUAAAACAUUUCUUUUUGUUGUUACGACAGA